UGCAAUCUCGAUGGCUACUUCGGCAAGAAGUACCAAGGAUACAACGUCUGCGGGCCUGUAUUGUCAGAAAUGCCGCACUCCCAUCGAAGUGGAUGCCUCCAUCGACCAGCUUAAUCCAGCUGCCUUCAAACUCCUGACAGACUCGACGGUAUCGCCCGAUCAACAAACAACGAAGAAGACAUUGUCACGGCAAGGCCGUCCGCCCUACCCCUCAUCCAGAAACCAGACAUACGAGACAGCAACCCAAUCCGCGAGAAACCCUACCUUCAAGCGUACCGUACCUCAUGCACGAUAUGCUCAACGUGGAGGACAAAACCCUGCGAUGUCAUUUGUCAGUGUGCAUAUGUCGGAGUCAAUGUUGGAUCCCGCUUUAUCCCCAGAGGUGAAGCAGAAGACCUCCGACGGCUCACAGCCAACUGGCGCGGAGGUAACCCGAAGAGCAAGUGCUACGGGAAAAUGGGGAUCAGUAGGAGGUGGGAAGAUCGCAGACGGGAUGGAAACUACAAAUCGCUUGUUCGAGAUAUUGUCGGCACGCUCAGACAUCGAUCAUCCCGUCUGCACCGAGUGCACCGAGCUUCUCGUAGAGGGUUUACAGAAGCGCAUGACGGUCGCUACAAGAGAACGCGACGCAUACGUCGAUUACCUUCGCCGCGCCAACAGCGACGUCCCAAACGCAGAGGAAAUCAAAGCCGCCGAAGCCGAACUCGAAGCCGCACGCAAAAGCGAAGCCGCCGCCCUCGCCCACCUAGAAAGGUUGGAGAAAGAAAAAGCAGAGCUAGACUCCCAACUCCUCGCCCUACAGGCCGAAUCGCGCGCUCUCGACAAGACCGAAAACGACUUCUGGGCCCACCGCAACGCCUUCUCCACAGCCCUCACUUCUUUCCAGGAAGAGCGCGACGCCCUCACCACCAAGUACAACCAUGACCUCCAACUCCUCACCCAGCUCCAACGCCGCAGCGUCUACAACGACAUCUUCUUCAUCACUCACGACGACCACUACGCCACCAUCAACGGCCUCCGGCUCGGCCGCCUCUCUACCCCUUACGUCGAUUGGCCGGAAAUAAACGCCGCAUGGGGUCAGACAUGUCUCCUCCUCGCGACUCUCGCAGACCGUCUAGGCUACAAAUUCCAGGGCUACGAGCUCUACCCCAUGGGCUCGACCUCCUCCAUCCUGAAGCUGGACACCAAGCCUGCCACGGGUAGCAGCACCGCAGCAGCAGGCACCACGGGCCGUCCCACAGUUACGAAACAGCGCCUCGAGCUCUAUUCGUCGGGCGAACUGCCGUUCAAUCUCGGCUUCAUGCACAGGAAAUUCGACACCGCCAUGGUCGCCUUCCUAGAAUGCUUGCGCCAGCUCGGCGAGUUUGCGGAGAAGUCGUCGCAGCAGUCUGCGGGCGGAGGCAUUGGAACUCAUGCCGAUGGUACUCUUAGUCCUGCGAACCCGGGCAGUCUGAAUUACAAGAUGCCCUACGAGAUUCGCAAGGACAAGAUUCACGACACGAGUAUCAAGUUGAGUCUGAGCAAGGAGGAGAAUUGGACAAAGGCGUGUAAGUAUGUGCUUACUUGUUGCAAGUUUUUGUUGGCUCAUGCGAAUGGGUUGGAUGGGGGGAGUGGGGUUGGGAGGAGGGGACGGUAGGGGGUAGAGUGGUCGUUGGGAUUGGUGGGGGAGGGAAUAGGAAAGAGAAUGGUAGGAGGAUGGCAACGUUGGUGCACUUAAGAUACCCCUUUUCUUUCACUGGGUUCGGUCUCUCCUGGAGGUAGUUGGGCGUUUUUCGGGGAACGUGGUGCAAGAUAGCGUGCCGUUGGUUGCGAUCUAAACCUGCACCGGGAUGUAUAAAGCUGGGUUUCGUACCACAGUAUGAAGAGAUAGGGAUGUGACGCAUGGAAUGGAUGUCCAGCAUGGAAUGAUAUCACUUGCGUACGAAGAAGUGAAAAACUGUUCUCGGCGCUUUUCUUACCUCCUGUUAGUUUGAUGAUAUGAAGUGAUUGUACGUGAGUAUGCGUACACAGUACAUGGCAUGUAACAUAGAGCGAGUCCAUUCACAUAUGCAAU
Westerdykella ornata is the source of this 2053-nucleotide messenger RNA. Its product is annotated as APG6-domain-containing protein. NCBI's taxonomy places the organism in Eukaryota, Fungi, Ascomycota, Dothideomycetes, Pleosporales, Sporormiaceae. The record is from RefSeq and is a predicted model, not a curated record. The transcript is spliced from 2 exons. Gene Ontology annotation, cellular component: phagophore assembly site; phosphatidylinositol 3-kinase complex, class III, type I; phosphatidylinositol 3-kinase complex, class III, type II. Gene Ontology annotation, biological process: autophagy; late endosome to vacuole transport; cellular response to nitrogen starvation. The coding region runs from base 11 to 1636 and encodes 541 amino acids.